Molecule: messenger RNA, 1815 nt
Organism: Anopheles gambiae (African malaria mosquito)
Lineage: Eukaryota; Metazoa; Arthropoda; Insecta; Diptera; Culicidae
Exons: 3
Coding region: 28-1725 (565 amino acids)
Source: RefSeq, a predicted model, not a curated record
CACAAGAAUCAAGUAUUUGUUGAAACGAUGCGAUUGUGGGCUCUGAAACAUCAAAUCACGCAUGCCGCUAUUAAUGAUUUCUUAGAAGCAAUACUAAAAACAACUGAUUUUUAUGUUCCUAAAGAUUCCAGGACAUUUCUGAAGACUCCUGUAGGCGUGGGAAAAGAAAUUGAAAAUUUGGCUGGUGGACAAAUGUGGUACAAAGGAAUAGAUAAAUCUCUGCAAGAACAGUUUCGCACUACUCCGCCUCCUGUAGAUUCAUUUGAAUUGAAUAUUUCUAUGGAUGGUAUUCCUCUGCAUAAUAGCGGAACUACCCAGUUCUGGCCCAUUUUGAUGCAGCUGCAUGGUAUUCCCGAUGUUCCAAUAAUGACUAUUGGAAUAUUUUGUGGAACUUCUAAACCGGAUAAUGCAGAGGAUUAUCUGCGCCGUCUGGUAACAGAAAUAAAUGAUGUCCAGGACAACGGAGUAGUUAUAAAUGGAAAACGUAUUUCCAUCUCACUAAGAGCGAUACUUGCAGACGCCCCUGCUAGAGCGUUCAUCAAAUGUGUCAAAAACCACAAUGGCAUACAAGGAUGCCAUAAAUGCAAAAUUUUGGGUAGAAGCUACAUGGGAAGGAUGAUCUUCGAGGGAACAGCAGAAGCACGAACGAACGAAGAAUUUAGAAAUGGAGAUUACUCCAUAGGACAUCAGAUACGCCCAUCGCCGUUGUUAGAUAUUAAACACUUAAACAUAGUAUUAAGACUACCUACUUCGGACGAUUUACAUUUAGUAUAUUAUGGAGUGUUGAGGAAAUUAGUGAUAGGUUUUACGACAGGAUGUUUUAUAAACGAGAAAUGGAAUUUAGAUGAGCAGGAUGAAAUUUCAGGGCUUCUAGUUCAAAUUAAAUUACCAGCAGAAUUUCAGAGAGCAGUAAGGUCCCUUAAAUGUUUAAAAUUUUGGAAGGCGUCCGAAUACCGAACGUUCCUACAUCACAUCAGCGUUCCUCUUCUAAAAGGCAGAAUAAGUGACAGGGCAUAUCACCAUUUUAAACUGUUGGUUGUAGGUAUUACAAUGUUUUCCUCUAAAAUUUAUCAAGACUAUUGGAAGUACGCAGGGUCAUUAUUAGAUCAAUUUGUUUCAGAAUUUAGUUCAAUUUACGACCGUAAGUUUAUGACUUAUAAUGUUCAUACUCUAUUGCAUGUACAAGAAGAUGUAGAAAAUAUCGGACCCCUUCCAACAAUUUCAACGUUCCCAGCCGAAAACAAAUAUCAGCAAAUUAAAAGAUUUGUCAGGACAGGGAAUAAUUGCUUGAGCCAAGUCGUAGGUAGGAUAGGCGAACUUAGUAGAAUUGAAACAAGUACACAGAAAACAAAAUUAACUUAUCCAUAUAUAAAAUUAAGACAGGAAGAGGCAAUUUUACACGUGAGGUCAGAUUUUGUUUUAAGACAGGGAAAUAGAAACGCAUGGUUUUUAACAAGAAAUAAUGAAAUAGUUCGAUACAUCAGGGCAACCGAAUUAUCAGGAACGUUCGUUAUUGAGGGGCACCAGAUUUUAAGGAAAAGGGCAGCUUUCACGUAUCCAUGUAGUUCAGAAGUAAUAUUUAAUUACAUAGCUAGCGUAGAUGAUUUAUCAUCUGAAAUAGUUUGGAUAAAUGUUAGGGAUGUUAAAUGUAAGUUUGUAGCGAUAUCGUUAGAUGGAGGAGUAUCUUUUCAUUUUAGUCCUUUAACGCACACGUUUCAAGAGUAGCGAGCUAGUUAGAUAGUGCAAUAGAAAUAGGCAAAGAGGAGCUUUUUUCAAUAUUUAAAAUUUUGUUUGUAUUAUUUUUCUUUUUCAGCU